Messenger RNA from Episyrphus balteatus (marmalade hoverfly), 4034 nucleotides. RefSeq names its product PAN2-PAN3 deadenylation complex catalytic subunit PAN2 (gene PAN2). The coding region runs from base 138 to 3875 and encodes 1245 amino acids. Gene Ontology annotation, biological process: mRNA processing; nuclear-transcribed mRNA poly(A) tail shortening. Gene Ontology annotation, molecular function: metal ion binding; protein binding; poly(A)-specific ribonuclease activity. NCBI's taxonomy places the organism in Eukaryota, Metazoa, Arthropoda, Insecta, Diptera, Syrphidae. The transcript is spliced from 19 exons. Gene Ontology annotation, cellular component: P-body; PAN complex. The record is from RefSeq and is a predicted model, not a curated record.
CAAAGUAUAGCAAGAAAAAAACGAUUUGUUGUAUUUUGUUUUGACGUCGAAAAAGUUGGAAAGUUGGCUCGAAUGCAACAAAAGAUUUUACAAUUGUUAGAUUUUCGAUAUUUUUUACCUGAAAUUCCAUAAAAAUAAUGGAUUAUGUUUAUGUUGGCGGCGAUCCAAUAGUACAGACCGAUGAUAUUCUAUCCAUAUCAAAUGUUUAUGAUGACCCAAAUGGCUCGGGACACUAUUCUCCUAGCUUUGGUGGUUUUAAUGUUGUUUCCUCGGACAUUGAUUACGUGGAACUAGUUCCAAUACUAUCUGAUGGCGGUGAAAACUAUGGGGUUUCAGCAAUUGCAUUUGAUGAUUAUGAGGAAUUGAUUUGGAUGGGAAAUCAAGGGGGACACGUAACAUCUUAUUAUGGAGGUAGCUUACAAAAGUAUACAUCAUUUCAAGUGCAUGCCACUGAUAUUGUUCGACAAAUUACAACCAACGAUUCGGGUAUAUUGGCUUUAACACAAACAUCGCUGCGUCAUCAGAUUCGUAGAGGUAUUCCAAAAUUUACACACAGAUCUAAACAUAUGACAGAGAUGGUGUGUAUGCAACAAAUGUCUCCACAUAGGCUUGUCAUGGCCGGUCUACAAGAUGAGAUGAUUGAUCUUGAUUUGAUAACACUGAAGGAAACUAAAUUGCAACAUGUUGGAACUGCUGGCUGUACUGUGCUUCGCAAAAGCUCUCGCUAUCUCUUCGCUGGUGAUCCAUUUGGCACGGUAACCCUUCGUGACACAAACUCCUUGAAUGUUGAGCAUACUAUAAAAACUCAUGCUGGAAGUCUAUCGGAUUUCGAUGUGCAGGGCAACUAUUUGAUUUCGUGUGGAUUUAGUGGUCGACAAGGAACAUUAGCUGCUGAUCGUUUUCUUAUGGUUUUCGAUCUAAGAAUGCUGCGUUUAGUUUCACCAAUUCAAGUUCUUAUUGAACCGCAAUUGUUGAAAUUUCUACCAUCGCAGAGUUCUCGUUUAGCUGUGGUGUCAUCAUAUGGACAAGUUCAGUUAGUAGAUACUGUUGAAUUAAGUGAACCUAGAGUUUGUAUGUACCAAGUAAAUACAUCUGGAAGCCAAUGUCUUUCUUUCGAUAUAAGUUCAUCAUCACAAGCAAUGUCAUUUGGUGAUCAAUCUGGUCACAUAAGUAUACUUGCUUCGGUCAAUAGCCCGCAGCCACAGUUUAAUGCAUUUUCACGAGAUACAGAGUUUGCCGAUGCAGUUCCUCAACUGCCUAUGGUUCCAAUUACGGAUACCAAUUUCCCUCUAUCGUCAAUUGUUUUACCCCAUUUGGUAACCGGAACAAGAUGGUUUAGUGAUUGGCCAGAGGAAUUGCUUCGUUAUCAAUACAGGCGACCAAAGCCAAUAGAUCACGACAUUCUGGCAACAAUGAAAAUGCAAGGACCCAUUGGAUAUUCACCAAAUCCUCGUCUAGUUAGACGGAAUCAAAUACCAUAUGUGAUGGAGACUAAUGGUGUUGGCUCCACAAAUGGAAAUGGACUUCAAAAUUCGAACAAAACAACCGAAAAUGGAGUAAAAAUCAUACCUAGAAGAUACCGAAAAGUCGAUAUGAAGUACACAAAGCUGGGAACGCAAGAUUUUGAAUUCGAACAGUACAAUCAAACGUGCUUUGCUGGUCUGGAAGCAACACUGCCCAAUUCGUAUUGCAACUCAAUGUUGCAGAUUUUGUAUUUCAUUCAGCCGUUGAGGAAGCGAUUGUUAUCUCAUUCGUGUGUCAAAGAGUUUUGCUUGUCAUGCGAAUUGGGUUUUUUGUUUCAUAUGCUUGAUAAAUCAACAGCUGCAUCACCAUGUCAAGCUAGUAAUUUUCUUCGUUCAUUUCGUACUGUUCCUGAGGCUUCGGCACUGGGUUUGAUACUUUCUGAUAGAUCCUCGAAUGUCAAUCUUGUUAGUUUAAUCCAGAAUUGGAAUCGAUUCAUAUUGCAUCAAAUGCAUUCGGAAAUUCUUGAUUCGCAUAAAAACAGUCAUAUAAACAGCUUACUCUAUCCAGCCACAUAUGAAGAUUAUAAAGCUUUGAGCGAUAAUAGUUCAAGAACAACAAGACCACAAUCUACCCAGGAAAUGGACAAUCAAUCUGGAGAGGUCAAUCAGUUGGCAGAUGAAUCAAAAGAAGACGAACGUGAACGAAGGAAAAUAAAUGAAGAAACAGAUAUCAGUAAACUUUUUGGUACUCGUCAAAAAUGCACAAAUCGCUGUCUUAAAUGCAAUGAAGAGAAAUUCAAAUCAAAUAUCCUCUUGACAUGCAAUAUAUCAUAUCCCGUAAGCAAUAAGGAUUUGGAACAUUUUAAUUUUGGAACAAUUCUAAAAGGUUCGCUUGGCACAGAAAAAAAUAUACAUGCCUUUUGUGAGAAUUGUAAAAAGUUUUCACCAACUUUUCAAUCAGUUAAGGUAACUGGUCUUCCACAAAUUCUUUCAAUAAAUUGCGGUCUUAGCAAUGAAAAGGAUUUGUCAUUUCUUAAACGACAACUUAAUCGCAAUUUUGUAACUACACCUUCUGAGAGUCCGGCAAUUUUGAAUACCACCAAACCAUGUCGCUAUGGAAUGAAUUGUUCGCGUGGUGAUUGUCAUUUUGUACAUCCAGAUAGAAAAUCACCAUCGAAUGCAACAAGCAACAGUUCACCGAAUUCACGACAAAAUUCAUGGUUCCCAAUGAACUUUUCAAUGGCAGUCGAUGCCAAUGGCGAAUUAAGUGUUCAAACUGAAAACAGCAAUACAAAAUUUGAAGAGGGAUAUAGUGAAGAUGCACAAUCACCUGUUAAAAGGACAUCCACACCAAUAGAUACUUCCACAAAAACUGUUAACGAUACCUAUAAGGAAUACUCGCUUAAAGCAGUUGUUUGUCAAAUAGACGAUGGAACACAAAAGAAUUUAGUGUCUUUGAUAAAUGUUGGUGCACGUUAUCAUGAUUUAAAAACACAAAAUGGAUCUGAUGAUCAGAUCCAAUGGUAUAUUUUCAAUGAUUUUAGCAUUUGCCCUGUUUCAACCCAAGAAUCAGUUUGGUUUACAUUGGAUUGGAAAGUGCCUUGUGUGCUCUUUUAUAGCAGUGUCAAUUUAGACGAUGAUAUUGAGAGUCCCACUGAGGAAACCGAAACUGAAAUUCAAUUUUGCAAUCCUUUUAUUCAGGAUAUGCUCAGCCCAAUUCAUCCAUCUGUUAAGAGUGAAACUCUUUUUAAACCCUUGCAACCGAAUGAAAUGCCUCAAGCAGGAGAUCUAGUAGCAAUGGAUGCUGAAUUUGUUACACUUAAUCCAGAAGAAAACGAAAUUCGACCGGAUGGAAAAACAGCAACCAUUAAACCAGUACACAUGAGUGUGGCGAGAAUUUCUUGUAUCAGAGGGCAAGGCCCUGAUGAAGGAGUUCCUUUCAUGGAUGAUUACAUAUCAACACAAGAAAAAGUUGUCGAUUAUUUAACACAAUUUUCUGGAAUUAAACCUGGCGACUUGGAUGCAAAUUUUAGCAACAAACGUCUAACAGCUUUAAAGAACUCAUAUCAAAAGCUCAAAUAUUUAGUUGAUAUUGGAGUUAUAUUUGUCGGUCAUGGCCUAAAGAAUGAUUUCAGAGUGAUCAAUAUGAUAGUGCCAUCUGAUCAAAUCAUCGACACUGUUCAUUUGUUCUAUUUGCCACACCAUCGAAUGGUGUCGUUAAGAUUCUUGGCAUGGCACUUUUUAGGAACAAAAAUUCAAUCAGAAACACACGACUCCGUCGAAGAUGCUCGCACAACUUUGCAACUCUACAAACAUUAUCUAAAAUUACAGGCAGAAAAGAAAUUCACAGCAGCCCUUAAAAACUUAUAUGAUCGUGGCAAACAAUUAUCUUGGAAAGUGCCGGAAGAUUAAAAUGCGCUAGAGCCAUUCAAUCCCAACGUUUAAGAUUUUUUUUAUUUCUUCCAAGUACAUAUAAGAAACGAGUACAAAGAACAAAAAGCUGAUUUUUUCGUUCGUUAUUCCACAAUUUUUGAACGAUGAUUUUAUACAAAACAAAAAAAAAAAACAGAA